Messenger RNA from Onthophagus taurus, 1359 nucleotides. RefSeq lists its product as uncharacterized. Lineage: Eukaryota; Metazoa; Arthropoda; Insecta; Coleoptera; Scarabaeidae. The record is from RefSeq and is a predicted model, not a curated record.
AUCACUGAACUUGACCUGUGACUAUAUUCGUUGCUAUGUGAACUUGUCAUAUCUGUUUGUGAUCCAAAUUUAUCCGAAAUAUUUCGGAUAAAAUUCCGCCGCACUUAAAUAAAUAAGAAAAAGGAAUGAUAUGAUUACAUGAAGUGAAAAUGUGAAAAAAAGAGCUGUAGAAGAUGCGAACGAAAAGUUUUCUUCUAUUUUUAUGUAGUGUAGUCACCGUAUUAGUGUUGAUUAUCCUUGGACAACAAAAACCGGCCUCUUUACAGGAUAUCAUCAAUACUACUCAUCAACAAAUUAAAAACUUUACAAAGGAUACUUUGAGAGAUCGAGACUCGAAAACAUUUGUGUCUGAUUCGAAAUAUCUCACCCCUAUAGGAUUAUCAGAAAAUGCUCGAUUAUAUCCCCAGAAUGUAUGGCCAAACAGCUCUUUACCUGUAUUCGUUACCUAUGUUAUGGAGGGGCAAGAAAGUCAAGCUGUUGGAAUGAUCAAUAACAUUACAAGAAUAUUACCGAACAACACCAUACUUGUAUAUAAUUUAGGAUUAGGAAAUUAUGGUUUAAGAACUAUGUUAAAUUAUUGUAAUAACACUCGAUGUCAAGUAAUAACUUUUAGUUUAAAUAAUUAUCCCUCUCAUGUUCAAGAAGAUAGUCUUCACGCGUAUCGGCCCUUAAUUAUUCAGGAUGCUUUACAAAGAACGGGGGCUGUAUUUUUUUUGGAAUGUAACAGACGUUUCCGUAAAAACAUUUCUGCUGAAAAACUUACAAAACUCUUUGAAACAACAAUAAAAGGUGAUGGAGUUCAAGCUUGGCCAAUGGUCUCAAAGAUCCCCGUGUCAAGUGUCACUCAUAAAAAAAUGUUUGAAUACUUCCACACAGACGCGGAGAGUUUUCUUUUUGUUCCAAUGAUGUCUGGCGAAAUUUUCCUCAUUUUCAACACCGAAAGUAAUCAUAAGCAGGUUAUGUUACCAUGGGUACAAUGCGCGAUCACUCAAGAUUGCAUAAUUCCGAUUGGAGCGCAAUCUGGCGGAUGUCGAUUUGAUAAAAAACCUCAAUAUAGAUACUCGGGUUGUCACAGUUACGAUACUUCCGCUUUAAAUAUUGUACUGGGACUAAGAUUUAAAUUGGACGGAAGUCGGUAUUGUUAUAAAGGCAACAAAAUGUUUACCACCGUUCUUUUAGAAGAAGCUAAUGCAGUGCUCAAGGGCUUAGAACAAAAUACCACAACAGAAGGACGUACUUCAAUAGUCGACGCUUUUUGAUCGCAACAGCUCGAUUUGUAUCACUUUGACCAAAACGAUUUGUGAUAUUAGUUUUGUAAUAAUUUAAUGUGAAAAUUAAACAUUUUCUUCUAUGUAAUAA